This is a messenger RNA of Triticum turgidum subsp. durum (durum wheat), 4347 nucleotides long. NCBI's taxonomy places the organism in Eukaryota, Viridiplantae, Streptophyta, Magnoliopsida, Poales, Poaceae. The record is from the annotation of a GenBank genome assembly.
AUGGAGAUCGUGAGGAUGGGGAGCUCGGCGGGGGGCGGGAGCGGCGUGCGGCGGACGGCGUCGUCGUGGCGGGGGACGUCCGGGAGGAGCGACGCCUUCGGGCGGUCGGCCAGGGAGGAGGACGACGAGGAGGCGCUGCGCUGGGCGGCCAUCGAGAAGCUCCCCACGUACGACCGCAUGCGCAAGGGCAUCCUGCUCCCGGGCGCCGUCGCCGGCGUCGGCGGCGCCGGGCAGGAGGUGGACAUCCAGGGGCUCGGCCUCAACGAGAGGAAGAACCUCAUCGAGCGCCUCAUACGCACCGCCGAGGAGGACAACGAGCGCUUCCUCCUCAAGCUCCGCGACCGGAUGGAGCGGGUUGGGAUCGAGAACCCGACGAUCGAGGUGCGGUUCCAGAACCUCAACAUCGACGCCGAGGCCUACGUCGGCAACCGGGGAAUCCCGACGUUCAUCAACUUCUUCUCCAACAAAAUCAUGAAUGUGCUGAGUGCUCUGCGCAUCGUGUCAAGCGGGAAGAGGCCCAUCUCUAUCAUCCAUGACAUCAGCGGAAUCGUAAGACCCGGCAGAAUGUCCUUGUUGCUUGGCCCCCCUGGGUCCGGAAAAACUAGUCUACUCCUGGCCCUGGCAGGGAAGCUGGACUCAACUCUCAAGGUGUCAGGGAGAGUGACUUACAACGGGCAUGACAUGCAUGAAUUUGUCCCCCAGAGGACAUCAGCGUACAUCGGGCAGCAUGACCUUCACAUCGGCGAAAUGACGGUGAGGGAGACACUGGCCUUCUCUGCGAGAUGUCAAGGAGUCGGAACCCGUUACGACAUGCUUACUGAACUCUCAAGAAGGGAGAAAGAAGCCAACAUCAAGCCAGAUCCUGACAUUGAUGUCUACAUGAAGGCCAUCUCUGUGGAAGGUCAAGAGAGCGUGAUCACAGAUUACAUCCUCAAAAUUUUGGGUCUGGAAAUCUGUGCAGAUACAAUGGUUGGGGACGGUAUGAUCAGAGGCAUCUCAGGAGGACAAAAGAAGCGUGUCACCACAGGCGAGAUGCUUGUCGGGCCAGCAAAGGCACUGUUUAUGGAUGAAAUCUCCACCGGUUUGGACAGCUCCACAACGUACCAGAUCAUCAACUCCCUCAGGCAAUCUGUCCACAUCCUCGGUGGCACGGCAUUGAUCGCGUUGCUUCAGCCUGCGCCUGAAACAUACGAGCUCUUUCAUGACAUUGUUCUGCUCACCGAGGGGAAAAUCGUGUACCAGGGUCCUCGAGAAAGCGUCCUUGAGUUCUUUGAGGCCGUCGGAUUCAGAUGCCCUGAGAGGAAGGGUGUUGCAGACUUCUUGCAAGAAGUAACAUCUAGGAAGGAUCAGCACCAGUACUGGUGCCGAAGUGACGAGCCAUACCGAUACAUCUCGGUCAACGACUUCACGGAGGCAUUCAAAGCAUUCCAUGUUGGCCGUAAGAUGGGCUCGGAGCUCAGGGUGCCGUUCGAUCGAACCAGGAACCACCCUGCUGCGCUCACGACUUCCAAGUUCGGUAUCAGCAAGAUGGAGCUUCUGAAGGCAUGCGUCUCUAGGGAGUGGCUGCUGAUGAAGAGGAACUCGUUUGUUUACAUCUUUAAAAUAGUUCAGCUCAUAAUCCUUGGGACCAUCGCAAUGACUGUCUUCCUGCGUACGGAGAUGCACCGGGACUCAGUCGAGGAUGGAGUGAUCUACAUGGGCGCGAUGUUCCUCGGCCUGGUCACGCAUUUGUUCAAUGGAUUCGCCGAGCUCGCCAUGAGCAUUGCAAAGCUGCCUAUAUUCUACAAGCAGAGGGACCUGCUCUUCUAUCCAUCAUGGGCGUAUGGAUUGCCUACAUGGCUGCUCAAGAUCCCGAUAUCAUUCCUGGAAUGUGCCGUGUGGAUCUGCAUGACUUACUAUGUCAUUGGCUUCGAUCCAAACAUCGAAAGGUUCUUCCGCCAUUACCUGCUGCUUGUGCUGAUCAGCCAGAUGGCAUCGGGUCUCUUCCGGGUUCUUGCUGCAUUAGGAAGGGAUAUGGUUGUUGCAGACACGUUUGGGUCGUUUGCUCAGCUUGUUCUUCUGGUUCUCGGCGGCUUCUUGAUAGCUAGAGAUAACAUCAAGGCAUGGUGGAUUUGGGGCUACUGGUGCUCCCCUCUGAUGUAUGCCCAGAACGCCAUAGCGGUGAACGAGUUCCUUGGGCAUAGCUGGAGGAUGGUUGUUGAUCCGACAGACAGCAAUGACACGCUAGGCGUACAAGUCUUGAAGUCGCGCGGCAUCUUUGUCGAUCCAAACUGGUACUGGAUCGGUGUUGGUGCCUUACUUGGGUACAUCAUGCUCUUCAAUGUACUCUUCAUUGUGUUCCUCGACUUGCUUGACCCACUUGGAAAGGGCCAAAAUGUUGUUUCUGAAGAGGAACUGAUGGAGAAGCAUGUGAACCGCACCGGAGAAAAUGUAGAGUUGCUGCUUCUUGGAAACGAUUCCCAGAAUUCACCUUCCAACGGAGGAGGAGAAAUCACUGGCGCUGACACCAGGGAGAGGGGAAUGGCACUUCCAUUUACUCCCUUGUCAAUCACCUUUGACAAUAUCAGAUAUUCUGUGGACAUGCCUCAGGAAAUGAAAGACAAAGGUAUUACUGAAGACCGGCUAGUGCUCCUGAAAGGUGUUAGUGGAGCUUUCAGGCCAGGAGUUCUUACAGCAUUGAUGGGCGUCAGCGGGGCGGGAAAGACCACUCUGAUGGAUGUGUUGGCGGGACGGAAAACUGGCGGUUACAUUGAAGGAGACAUCAGCAUCUCUGGAUACCCGAAGAACCAAGACACUUUUGCCCGGAUUGCUGGUUACUGUGAGCAAAAUGAUAUCCAUUCUCCACAUGUCACCGUUUAUGAAUCCCUCGUGUACUCGGCGUGGCUCCGGUUGUCCCCUGAUGUAGACUCAGAAGCAAGACAAAUGUUUGUGGAACAAGUCAUGGAACUCGUCGAGCUGACAUCACUGAGGGGAGCAUUGGUGGGACUGCCAGGAGUGAAUGGUUUAUCCACCGAACAGCGUAAAAGGCUCACCAUUGCUGUUGAGCUUGUUGCCAACCCCUCCAUCAUAUUCAUGGAUGAACCAACUUCUGGACUGGACGCAAGGGCAGCUGCCAUCGUGAUGAGGGCGGUCAGAAACACAGUAGACACAGGAAGAACAGUUGUCUGCACCAUCCACCAGCCCAGCAUCGACAUAUUUGAAGCUUUUGAUGAGCUGUUCCUGAUGAAACGGGGAGGAGAAGAAAUUUAUGUCGGCCCCUUGGGGCACAACUCAUGCCAUCUGAUCGAUUACUUUGAGGGAAUACAAGGUGUGAAGAAAAUCAAGGAUGGAUACAACCCUGCAACCUGGAUGUUAGAAGUGACCACCCUAGCUCAGGAAGAUGCCUUGGGUGUCAACUUUGCCGAAGUAUACAUGAAUUCUGACCUAUACCGGAGGAACAAAGCUUUGAUAAGUGACCUAAGCACACCUCCACGUGGAUCGACGGACCUGUACUUCCCAAAACAGUAUGCACAGUCCUUCUUCACACAAUGCAUUGCUUGCCUGUGGAAGCAGCAUAAGUCCUAUUGGAGAAAUCCAUCAUACACUGCAACUAGAAUAUUCUUCACGACGGUUAUUGCUCUCAUCUUUGGCACCAUCUUUUUGAACCUAGGACAGAAAAUCGGCAAGAGGCAGGACCUGUUCAAUUCUUUGGGUUCCAUGUAUGCAGCAGUUAUUUUCAUUGGAAUUCAGAAUGGCCAAUGCGUUCAACCUAUUGUCGACGUCGAGCGAACAGUUUUUUACCGAGAAAAAGCUGCUGGCAUGUACUCUGCUCUACCCUAUGCUUUUGCACAGGUUUUCAUUGAGAUCCCACAUGUCUUCCUACAGACCAUUAUUUAUGGUCUGAUUGUUUACAGCUUGAUUGGCUUGGACUGGGCAUUUAUCAAAUUCUUUUGGUACAUCUUCUUCAUGUUCUUCACUUUCCUGUACUUCACAUUUUAUGGGAUGAUGGCAGUCGCCAUGACGCCAAACAGCGACAUUGCUGCCAUAGUCGCAACUGCAUUCUAUGCAGUAUGGAAUAUCUUUGCCGGUUUCCUAGUCCCCCGACCAAGGAUACCAAUAUGGUGGAGGUGGUACUCAUGGGCAUGCCCGGUGGCAUGGACACUCUACGGGCUUGUUGCCUCACAAUAUGGAGACAUUGCAGACGUUACGCUGGAGGAUGGGGAACAAGUGAACGCUUUCAUCCACAGAUUCUUUGGAUUCAGGCAUGAUUACGUAGGUUUUAUGGCUGCCGGUGUUGUAGGAUUCACUGUUCUCUUCGCUUUCGUUUUUGCCUUCUCCAUCAAAGUCUUGAACUUCCAAAGAAGAUAG